This is a messenger RNA of Phyllostomus hastatus (greater spear-nosed bat), 2242 nucleotides long. It is a transcript of the gene SLC6A13, whose product is annotated as solute carrier family 6 member 13. Gene Ontology annotation, cellular component: plasma membrane. NCBI's taxonomy places the organism in Eukaryota, Metazoa, Chordata, Mammalia, Chiroptera, Phyllostomidae. Gene Ontology annotation, biological process: sodium ion transmembrane transport; neurotransmitter transport. The coding region runs from base 86 to 1897 and encodes 603 amino acids. Gene Ontology annotation, molecular function: gamma-aminobutyric acid:sodium:chloride symporter activity. The transcript is spliced from 15 exons. The record is from RefSeq and is a predicted model, not a curated record.
AGCCAGCACCUUCCUCCUCCCUCUUAGAUAAUUCUUCUUUCCCUCCCUGGACUGGACCUCUGGCAGCAACUUCAAAGAAGGUGGGAUGGAUAGCCGGGUCUUGGGCACAGCCAAUAAUGGAGAGACAAAGCCAGUGUUCCCAGUCAUGGAAAAGACGGAGGAAGGCGGCACCCUGGAACGGGGGCACUGGAACAACAAGAUGGAGUUUGUGCUGUCAGUGGCCGGGGAGAUCAUUGGGCUGGGCAACGUCUGGAGGUUUCCCUAUCUCUGCUACAAAAAUGGGGGAGGUGCUUUUUUCAUCCCCUACCUCAUCUUCCUUUUCACCUGUGGCAUUCCUAUCUUCCUCUUGGAGACAGCACUGGGCCAGUACACAAGCCAGGGAAGCGUCACAGCCUGGAGGAAGAUCUGCCCCAUCUUUGAGGGCAUUGGCUACGCCUCCCAGAUGAUCCUCAUGCUCCUCAACACCUACUACAUCGUUGUACUGGCCUGGGCCCUCUUCUACCUCUUUAGCAGCUUCACCAUCGACCUUCCCUGGGGAAGCUGCCGCCACGAGUGGAAUACAGAGCACUGUGUGGAGUUCCAGAGGAUCAAUGGCUCCCUGAAUGUGACCUCUGAGAAUGCCACCUCUCCUGUCAUUGAGUUCUGGGAGAGGCGGGUCCUGAAGAUCUCUGAUGGCAUCCAGCACCUGGGGGCCCUGCGCUGGGAACUAGCUGUGUGCCUCUUGCUUGCCUGGGUCAUCUGCUACUUCUGCAUCUGGAAGGGGGUCAAGUCCACGGGCAAGGUGGUGUACUUCACAGCCACAUUCCCUUACCUCAUGCUGGUGGUCCUGUUAAUUCGAGGGGUGACACUGCCAGGGGCAGCCCAAGGGAUUCAAUUUUACCUGUACCCAAACCUCACGCGCCUGUGGGAUCCCCAGGUGUGGAUGGACGCGGGCACGCAGAUCUUCUUCUCCUUCGCCAUCUGUGUCGGCUGCCUGACAGCCCUGAGCAGCUACAACAAGUUCCACAACAACUGUUACAGGGACUGCAUGGCCCUCUGCUUCCUCAACAGUGGCACCAGCUUUGUGGCCGGGUUUGCCAUCUUCUCCAUCUUGGGCUUCAUGUCCCAAGAGCAGGGGGUGCCCAUCUCCAAGGUGGCCGAGUCAGGCCCUGGCCUGGCUUUCAUUGCCUACCCCCGGGCGGUGGUGAUGCUGCCCUUCUCGACUUUCUGGGCCUGCUGCUUCUUCUUCAUGAUCAUCCUCCUAGGCCUGGAUAGUCAGUUUGUGUGCGUAGAGAGCCUGGUGACAGCGCUGGUGGACAUGUACCCCCAGGUGUUCCGUAAGAAGAACCGGAGGGAGGUCCUCAUUCUUGGAGUGUCUGUCGUCUCCUUCCUUGUUGGGCUGGUCAUGGUCACAGAGGGCGGUAUGUACGUGUUUCAGCUCUUUGACUACUAUGCAGCCAGCGGCAUGUGCCUCCUGUUUGUGGCCAUCUUUGAGUCCCUCUGUGUGGCUUGGGUCUACGUAGGAGCCGGGCGCUUCUAUGACAACAUUGAAGAUAUGAUCGGGUACAGGCCUUGGCCUCUUGUCAAAUAUUGUUGGCUCUUCCUCACACCGGCUGUGUGCACAGCCACCUUCCUGUUCUCCCUGAUCAAGUACACCCCGCUGACCUACAACAAGAAGUACACGUACCCUUGGUGGGGGGAUGCCCUGGGCUGGCUCCUGGCGCUGUCCUCCAUGGUCUGCAUUCCCACCUGGAGCUUCUACAAACUCAGCACCCUCAAGGGCUCCUUCAGAGAGAGACUUCGCCAGCUCGUGUGCCCAGCUGAGGAACUGGCCCAGCAGAGCCAAACAGGACCCUCUGCCCCUGCCUCGCCCAGGACAUCACUUCUCAGACUCACAGAACUAGAGUCCCACUGCUAGGAGGGUGGGCCCUUGGACAGUGCCUGUGGGGCUGGCCUGGGGACAGCUGCACAAGGGGAGGGUGGGAGCAGUCCCUCUGUGCUUUUUCUGUCUCCCACCUGGGGUAGACUAUUAGAUAAAGGGGGUAUUCUGGAACCACCUUCUCAGCUGGGUGCCUCCCACUCCAAUUUCCCUGCCCCAGCAGUGGCUGAGCAGGUGUGAAAUGCCAGUAUGCACAGCAUAGCCUUUGAGAGGAGCCGAGGAAGCUGGGUGAGGGCUGGUGGGUGGGCUGAGAGGUCUGUUUGGUUUCUGCCCCUCUUACCCUUCAUUCCAUUAAAUCAAAGUUCUUCCCGCUGACUGUGAGCA